Molecule: messenger RNA, 264 nt
Organism: Soboliphyme baturini
Lineage: Eukaryota; Metazoa; Nematoda; Enoplea; Dioctophymatida; Soboliphymatidae
Source: the annotation of a GenBank genome assembly
AUGCGUGACGACGGAGGAGUCGGGGACAAGGGGGGGGGUACCGACGCAAGACCAACCGCAAAACCGACCGCGGUUCGACCGACAGACCAGUCCCCAUUCGUGGUGGCAGCGGCGGCUACAUGUUUGUCCGCACGCUCUCAAGGUUACGAGACGGCUCGACCUCGCGACCGGUCCGUGACCACCACCGGACAAGAGUCCGCCGCAGCGACCGCCGUCGUGCAUGAUUUACCCACCCUUUGCACUCAGCGACAGAGACGGCUGUAA